This is a messenger RNA of Arachis stenosperma, 645 nucleotides long. RefSeq names its product myosin-12-like. Gene Ontology annotation, molecular function: actin filament binding; ATP binding; microfilament motor activity. Gene Ontology annotation, cellular component: myosin complex; cytoplasm; actin cytoskeleton. The transcript is spliced from 5 exons. The coding region runs from base 1 to 645 and encodes 214 amino acids. NCBI's taxonomy places the organism in Eukaryota, Viridiplantae, Streptophyta, Magnoliopsida, Fabales, Fabaceae. The record is from RefSeq and is a predicted model, not a curated record. Gene Ontology annotation, biological process: actin filament organization; vesicle transport along actin filament.
AUGCCAAGUGUCCGACCCGGAGAGAAACUAUCACUGCUUUUACAUGCUUUGUUCAGCACCACCAGAGGAUGCAAGAAGUACAAGUUGGGGAAUCCAAAGCAAUUCCACUAUGUUAAUCAAUCAAACUGUUAUGAAGUUUCAAAUGUAGAUGAUGCAAAAGAAUACUUGGAGACCAGAAAUGCAAUGGAUAUUGAUGCUAUCUUUCGUGUGGUCGCCGCAAUCCUCCACCUUGGUAACAUUGACUUUGUCAAAGGGACUGAAGUUGAUUCUUCCAAACUGAAAGAUGAAAAACCACUCUUCCACCUUCGGACAGCUGCAGAGUUGUUCAUGUGUGAUGAGAAAGCAUUAGAGGACUCACUUUGCAAGCGUGUCAUUGUUACUCCUGAUGGCAAUAUUACAAAACCUCUUGACCCAGACUCGGCUUCUUUGAGCCGAGAUGCUUUGUCAAAGAUGGUUUACUCAAAACUAACAGUCAUAAACAUAUUGAAUUAUGGGAAUGGAACAAGAAUUAAGCAAUUUCCAGAAGCAAAGGAAGAACCAAAGCAAGGAGCAGUACCAUAUAGGAUAAAGCUUGUAGUCCUGCUGAACGUAGAUGUAGAGCUCGUUCGUCUUCGCCCAUUUCUUGAGCCAAUUGGCAUAGUUUAA